UGCAGUGCUGGCAGAACUGCGGUCCUCUCCAAGCGAACCGAUCGCUGUGGGGCACUCUCUGCGCUGCAGACCCCGCAUGUGCUGGGACGUGUCGCCAGCUGUGUAGGAAUGCCGCAACAUCCCCGCCGCCUCCACCUCGCGGCGCCUCCGCCCCCGGUGCGGAAUGGCUAACACGGCUGCUGGCGGUUGUGGCGCAGCCCGGAGGCAGUGUCCGCCCACGCAUGCCCUCCAGCGCUCCAUCGCGGCGCAGCAGCGCCAAGCUCUGGCCGACCCUCGUGGAGGUUGAGGCGCCUCCGCCGUCCAGUCCGGACGAGGCGGGGGUGGUGCUGGUGGACCCCGGCGGGUCCGGAGGAGUCCCUGGCGUCGACCACCUGCCAGACCCGGCUGUUGUCUUCCGUGGCCGCGGCGCCAGCUACGAGGUCACGUAUGGUGACGUCUGGUCUGUAGGCGUGGCGUCAGUAACACAGCAAGGCGUGCUAGUCUUCGCAGAGCUGUCAUGGCGGGCCCCGGAGGACGACAUGACAGCGGCUUGGCGGGGCGGGGGAUCCCCGCUGUACCUGGUUACGUGGGAGGUAGAUGGAGGGGGAAUCACCGGCAACCUCUACACAGACUCCUCCUGCGUCACGCUCUCUCUCUGGGCAGACACUGUCUUCCACAUACAGGUGGAGCUGGUGCGUCAUUCGGUGGCCAUCAGCCGCAGCGGGCGCCUGCGCAUAGACACGGCGGGUCACCGCAGCGAGGCGGCUGGAGACGGCGGAGGCGCCGGAGAAGACGACGCCGACGCAGACGUCGACGCGCCGCUGGUGGAGCGGCUGCGGCCGCGCGACGCGUGGUUCGUACCGGUGCUGCCCAACGCCGCCGUUGCCGCAGCCUUCUUCGCUGUGGCCUACUGGCGCGUCAGGCGACGGCACCGCCAGGCGGCGGCUGCCAAAGCCGCUACCGUCAGCAACCCACAGUAUGGCACGGCAACUGUGAAGCCUGCCGGAGCAAAGCGGUUGCCGGCAAUGGGGCCAGAUGACUUGUGCGUCUGAAGUCAGCAGAAGAGCGUGCACAGGAUCAGUGCAUAGUCACCUCGUGAUACUCAUCCUCAUCUAGUCACUGUUGUAAACCAGUAGUCCUAGCUUUUUACACUUACAUACUCCUUUGUUACUUAUAAAUAAGGUGUUACUCUAUCCCGUGAGCAACUAAAAGCGUAUGGACUGCUGUGCUCAUUGUCAGUAAGAUAACUCUGGCGUUAUGUAUACAUCCCUACGUAUGUUGCAUACGCUACGUGGUAGCACCGCGUCAGGGUGCAACUCAACUUGUGCAGCGGACACCUGCAGUAACAUGCCCAAAUUACUGAAGUGGUGACGUUGGCGAAAAACUGCAUAAGAUAAAACUAAUUUUCGUUUUACUGCGAGUAACUGAAUGAAUUAUGAUGAGAAAUUAUAUUUAUCGACUGUAGUGUCAUCUGAAAAUGAAGCAACCACUUCUAGGGCUAUUGAAUUCACGAUCAAAUGGGCAAGUAGGUGGUAGUGAAUUCCACUGUCACAAUAUGUUGACGAUCGCCAGUGACGUAACUUGCUGCUUAAUAUGAAAGUCAGUGAACAGCACUUAAAAUUUGUGUACUGUCCGAAACUAAAGAGAUAAUGUGUCUUGAGCAAGUGGGUUGAAACAGGAAAAGAGGCAGCCAAAUGACAGGAUUUGUUUUUAGCUGCUGGGCGUACGCAGUCAAUCGGGACCUUGUUCGAGCAUCAAAAUCGUUCAGUGAAUUGUUCAACUUAUGAUAGAAAGCAGUUGCACUAAAAAAA
Schistocerca nitens (vagrant locust) is the source of this 1790-nucleotide messenger RNA. RefSeq lists its product as uncharacterized. Lineage: Eukaryota; Metazoa; Arthropoda; Insecta; Orthoptera; Acrididae. The record is from RefSeq and is a predicted model, not a curated record. The transcript has 6 exons. Bases 222 to 1031 code for a protein of 269 amino acids.